AUGGGUGUCAAAACACGCCGUUCCAAAUCGCCGAAACGAGACGGACUCUCCAUCUCGACGAGCGGCCGUGAGAACGGUUCCCUAAACGGCGACAUGGAUAACACCGAAUACCGCCGCAAGACGGCCCAGAAACUCGACUCGAGCCAGAUCGCUGGCAACCUCAUUGCGCGCGAAUCCUUUACUCUCGACGAUCCCGUUCCCAAGACCCCGACCGUGAAUAACCAUGGCUUCUGGGAGCUCCCCAAGCAAGACCAAAAGAACUUUGGGCUGCUCGUCCUGCUCUACUUUUUGCAGGGCAUUCCCAUGGGCCUGGCGCAUGGCUCCGUGCCAUUUCUCCUGAAAGAGCACUUGUCCUAUGGCGAAAUCGGAAUUUUCAGCUUGGCCGGCUACCCAUACUCGCUCAAGCUGCUAUGGAGUCCCAUUGUGGACGCUUGGUGGUCCCCAAAGGUCGGCAGAAGAAAGAGUUGGAUCCUGCCUAUACAGCUCAUCUCUGGUCUGGGAAUGCUGGUGCUGGGCUCGGUGAUUGAGGACUGGAUGGCGACAACUGGCAAGCCUGGUGGCCCGACCGUCUGGAACUUUACUUGGUGGUGGUUCUUUCUGGUUUUCACUUGCGCCACUCAAGAUAUCGCCGUGGAUGGAUGGGCCUUGACACUUCUCACCCCCGGCAACGUCUCUUAUGCAUCGACUGCGCAGACCGUGGGCUUGACCGCCGGCCAAUUCUUGUCGUACACGGUUUUCCUGGCGUUCAACUCGGCGGAUUUUGCCAACAAAUGGUUCCGAUCUGAACCCCUCGAGUCGGGCCUCUUGAGCCUCGGAGGCUACCUGACGUUCUGGGGCUGGGCUUAUCUCUUUGUCACCCUCGGCCUUGCUCUUCUAAAGCGCGAGGAGAAGACCAAGAAUGAAGACGGCAUCUGGGAUGUCUACAAGAUCAUGUGGGGAGUCCUCAAACUCAAGAAUAUCCAGACCAUCAUCAUUGUCCACCUCAUUGCCAAGAUUGGGUUCCAAGCCAACGACGGUGUCACCAACCUCAAGCUCUUGGACAAGGGAUUUGGCAAGGAGAAUAUGGCCCUGACAGUUCUGAUUGACUUUCCUUUUGAAAUCGGCCUAGGUUACUAUGCCGGCAAGUGGUCGCAAGAGUACACUCCCAUGAAGCUGUGGUGCUGGGGAUUCAUGGGUCGACUGGUUGCCGCUGUGCUCGCCCAGUUCACCGUCAUGAUAUUCCCUGCUGGCGGAGUUACAUCCUGGUACAUGCUCGUCGUCAUUGCCGAGCACAUUUUCUCAACCUUUACCAAUACCGUCAUGUUUGUUGCGGUUUCUGCUUUCCAUGCCCGCGUUGCCGAUCCCGUGAUUGGCGGCACUUACAUGACCCUUCUCGCAACCGUCUCCAACCUGGGAGGAACCUUUCCCAAAUUCUUUGUCCUUCGCCUCGUCGAUUACUUUACCGAGGCUGUCUGCCACCCACCCACGAGUAAAGUCGAUGCCUCCCUCCUAAAGUCCCCCCUCGUCACGGCGCCCUUUUCCUGCGCCAUGCAGGGUGACAAGGAACUGUGCGUCAACGGCGGCGGCUCGUGCGAGCUCACGCGUGACGGUUACUACAUUGUCAACAUUAUUUGCGUCCUGGUCGGCCUCUUUACAUUUACCAUGUACAUUCGGCCCAAGGUCCUGCACUUGCAGAGCUUGCCGUUGCGGGCUUGGAGGUUAGCUGGGGGCAAAUAA
Messenger RNA from Pestalotiopsis fici W106-1, 1716 nucleotides. RefSeq lists its product as uncharacterized. Gene Ontology annotation, molecular function: acetyl-CoA transmembrane transporter activity. Bases 1 to 1716 code for a protein of 571 amino acids. Lineage: Eukaryota; Fungi; Ascomycota; Sordariomycetes; Amphisphaeriales; Sporocadaceae. Gene Ontology annotation, cellular component: membrane. The record is from RefSeq and is a predicted model, not a curated record. The transcript has 2 exons.